AUGACCUCUCGUACCGCUAUUAUGUACGAAAUGAAACAGCCGGAUGUACAGCUGCAACCGUUCAUCUCCGAGGACUCGAAGCAUACUCAUGAGAUCGGCAGGACGCGCAGAGAGCGGCAAGAAUGGAGAACAACACUGUUUUCCUUCGUUGUUCUGGCGUGCGUAGUCCUCAUCAUUAAUACUGGAUUUCUCGCAUGGGCAGUUCACAGCAGAGGCAUCACAGGUGGACUUGGCGUACUCUACGAAGCAUCUUGCGAAGCCACGAAACGAGCGAACAUUGGUGUGCAUCUUUUAAUUAACAUUUUAAGUUCUGCUCUACUAGGCGCCAGCAAUUAUUGCAUGCAGUGUCUCUCGGCGCCAACUCGACCUGAGGUAGACAAGGCACAUCAAAAAGGCAAUUGGCUGGACAUCGGCAUACCAAGUCUUCGCAACGUUGUCUCAUCCAAUUUCGGGAUGCGAAAGAAAAUCUGCUGGUGGAUACUAGCUAUAUCUUCACUGCCGUUACAUUUCUGCUACAACUCGGUAGUGUUCAUGUCUCUUUCCGCCCAGGCAUAUGGUGUGAUACAAUUUGGGCCAGAAGCCAAGGCUGCGAUCGAGAACGGCUCUUUCGCUGGAUCGCGCAAUAUAACACAACAAUCUUCUAAUGCCUACCUCAAUGGACUCAUGCAUUCCCAGGCUUUCGAAGCUGGACAGUUGGAGGAGUUGAACCUACUUGAAUGCAUUGAUGCGUAUAGCAACAGUUUUCAAUCUGCGAGAGGUAAUGUCUUCCUUGUCGUGGACGAGGGUGUCAUGGAUACCAAUGAAGCAGCUGGGAUCUUUCCUUCAAUCAUACGCUCCGGCCUUUGUUCAGCACAAACUGGUACGGCGUGGGUGUACCAACAAUUCAAAUCGGAGAGAGGCGGCUGCUUUGAACAGGAGGCGAACCGGUUUUUGCCAAGAUUGAGGGCCGAUCCCUCUAUCUGGUCACCCCUCCUCGGCCUCCCCGUAAAAACAGGUUUGAGUGAGCCUACUGGACAGAAGUGCAAGUUGAACUUCAGCGUCCAUCUUGCGAUAGUAGUCAUUGUCUUCAAUGCGAUUAAAGCUCUGACUGUUCUUGCUGGACUUUCAGUACUCCGGAAUGAUCCAAUGCUGACAGUCGGCGAUGCGGUGGUAUCCUUCCUCCAGACACCUGACCCUUCUUCAUACAACAUGUGCCUGGUAUCGCAAAGGGAUAUCCACAGCACUAAGCUGCGGUGGCGAGAGCUGCAACAACCACGGGAGUACACGAACAGGCGAUUUAAUUGGGCUUCAUCAGUCAAGGAAAGAAAGCGAUUGAUGGUUUGGCUUUCAUUGUUCGCAGCCAUUGUUAUUCUUUUCGGUCUCUUCAUUUUCGGUUACUCGUCCAUCCAAGGUCAGAAGGAUAUAGGCAGUGUUCUCCGCAUCGGCCUCCAAAGCGUUGAUCCCCGAACAAUCGUCCAAAGCUACAUGGCGCACUCCGGUAUCGCUGGAAUCUUGGAGAACGUAAUCGUAGCCAACAGUCCACAAGUCAUCAUCUCUCUUGUCUAUUUUUCCUACAACGGGACAAUCACCUCUAUGCUCCUCGCACAUGAGUGGUCAGGCUUCUUCGGACACGCCAUGGUCAACAAAGAAGCACAUACUUUUUACAACUUCCGUAUCGCUACGCGCUACCCCUACUUGGCUUUUCAGUCCUACUACACUGGCUAG
Alternaria atra is the source of this 1704-nucleotide messenger RNA. RefSeq lists its product as uncharacterized. The coding region runs from base 1 to 1704 and encodes 567 amino acids. The transcript is spliced from 4 exons. The record is from RefSeq and is a predicted model, not a curated record. Lineage: Eukaryota; Fungi; Ascomycota; Dothideomycetes; Pleosporales; Pleosporaceae.